Messenger RNA from Pyrus x bretschneideri (Chinese white pear), 2595 nucleotides. RefSeq names its product putative receptor protein kinase ZmPK1. NCBI's taxonomy places the organism in Eukaryota, Viridiplantae, Streptophyta, Magnoliopsida, Rosales, Rosaceae. The transcript has a single exon. Gene Ontology annotation, biological process: protein phosphorylation; recognition of pollen. The record is from RefSeq and is a predicted model, not a curated record. The coding region runs from base 41 to 2512 and encodes 823 amino acids. Gene Ontology annotation, molecular function: ATP binding; protein serine/threonine kinase activity.
ACCCAUCUUCUCCCUUUUCUUUUCACCAAACUUGAGAAAAAUGAAGCACCAACUUGUUCCAUCACUAAAUGUUCGCUGUUUUCUUACCCUUGCGUUCAUCGCUCUAUUCUCCCACUCUUCUGCUGCAAUUCCGAAAACCCAAAACCGUCUUUCGAGAGGCUCUUCGCUCUCCGUCCAAGAUGAUUCCGGCUUCCUAACUUCACCAGAUGAAUCCUUCACUUGUGGUUUCUAUGGUGUAGGCACAAAUGCUUACUGGUUUUCGAUAUGGUUUACGAAAUCCAGAGACAGAACUGUUGUUUGGACGGCCAACAGAGAUAGACCAGUCAACCGCCUCGGCUCCAGAAUCUCCCUCCGCCGAGACGGAGCCAUGGUCUUGACGGACGUCGAUGGAACAUCCGUCUGGGAGACCACCGCGAACUCCAGCAGCUCCAGAGCUGAAACGGCCGUGCUUAUGGAUUCCGGCAACCUUGUCUUAAGAGACAAGCAAGGUAAAGUUCGGUGGCAAAGUUUUGAUUUUCCAACUCACACUCUUCUUCCAAACCAGCUUUUUACAAAGAGCAAGAAGCUGAUAUCUACUUUGGGAAAAGGCACCUUUGGGACCGGCUAUUUCAGCUUCUAUUUCGACAAUGACAAUGUUUUGAAGCUCAUGUUCGACGGCCCUGACACUUCGAGCUUGUACUGGCCUGAUCCUGAUUACGACACUUACGGCAACAAUCGAACAAAUUACAACAGUAGCAGGGUUGCUGUUUUGGAUGAUUUGGGGAAUUUUUUCUCCAGUGAUGAACUACAAUUCUCAGCUUCCGACGCAGGGUCAAGUGCAAAAAGGCGGUUGACUAUGGAUUAUGAUGGAAACCUCAGGCUUUAUAGCCUAGAAAGCGCGACAGGGUUUUGGGUGGUUACCUGGGAAGCCAUGACGGAGCUGUGUAAGGUGCAUGGGAUCUGUGGGAGAAAUGGGAUCUGUAUUAAUACGCCGCAGCCGAAAUGCUCGUGCCCUCCUGGCUACGGAGUAGCUGACACAAGUGACUGGAAAAGGGGUUGCAAACCUAUGUUCAAUGGUUCAUAUUCGCGGUCCCAGCAAGUGAAAUUCAUGCAGAUGGAGCAUGUAGAUUUCUAUGGUUAUGAUUUCAAUUAUAGCGAACUUACCUCGUUCGAAAAUUGCAGGAAUUUCUGCUUGGAUGAUUUCCGGUGCAAAGCAUUUACUUAUAAGAAGACAGGAAAAGGGAAAUGUUUUACGAAGAGUACUCUUUUCAAUGGGUACAAGUCUCCAAAUUUUAUAGGGAGUACAUACAUAAAAGUGCCCCUGAGUGUGGAAACGUCGCUGCCUGUCAAUCUCAAGGCCUCAGAUACAUGCAGGAAGAAUUUGUUAAAGGUUGUAGUCGGUUCUCCUUCGAUGUAUGAAAAUACUGCGAAAAGGGUAAGAUGGGUGUAUUUGUAUAGCUUUGUUUUUGCAGUGGGUGCGCUUGAAGUUCUUUUCAUAGCUUCCGCCAACUGUCUACUUUUCCGAAGGCACAAUGCAGCAGCUUCGACAGAAGAUGGAUAUCACGUAAUUUCGAGUCAGUUUAGAAAGUUUUGCUACGCUGAGCUCAAGAAAGCAACCAAAAACUUCAAUGAAGAGCUUGGAAGAGGGGUCUCCGGUGCUGUGUACAAGGGCGUUCUGGCGGACAAAAGAGUGGUGGCUGUGAAGAAACUGGCGGACUUAUAUCAAGGGGAAGGUGUGUUUUGGGCAGAAGUUAGCACAAUUGGGAAAAUUAAUCACAUGAACCUAGUGAGGAUUUGGGGAUUCUGUUCUGAAGAUAAGCACAAACUCCUCGUCUCUGAGCACAUCAAAAAUGGCUCAUUGGACAAGCACCUGUUCCCCCCAAAUUUCCUUGGAUGGCAAGAAAGGUUUAAAGUUGCAAUUGGAAUAGCAAAGGGUUUAGCAUAUCUUCAUCAUGAGUGUCUAGAAUGGGUUAUCCAUUGUGAUGUGAAGCCCGAGAACAUACUCCUAGAUGGAAAUUUCGAACCAAAGAUUGUAGAUUUCGGGCUAGCAAAGUUAACCCAGAGAGGCAACCUGAGCUCAGUUUUUUCUCAAAUUCGUGGAACGAAAGGGUAUAUGGCUCCCGAGUGGGCUCUAAACCUUCCGAUCACUGCAAAAGUGGAUGUUUAUAGUUUUGGAGUGGUAAUUCUAGAGUUAGUGAAGGGCAUUCGCCUUUCAAGUUGGGUAGUUGAGGACACUGAUGAUGUAGAGUCGGAGUUGACAAGGUUUGUGAGGGCAGCGAAGCAGAAAAUUCAAUGCGGGAAAGAUCUGUGGAUCGAGGAUAUGAUGGAUCCAAGGCUGAAUGGGCAGUUCAGCAGGAUCCAAGCGGCAAAGAUGGUUGAGAUUGGGAUUUCCUGUGUGGAGGAAGAAAAGAGCAAAAGAUCAACUAUGGAUUCAGUAGUUAAAAUUUUACUAGAAUGUGAAGUUGAAUCUGAUGUCGCUUCUCCACACGACACAAGUAACAGCAAUUUAAGCUUUAGAGAGAUAAAUAUGUAAAAAAAUGCUUACUCUAAAGGUUCAAUUGUAACGGCAUCUUUUGUAAAAACAAAUAUAUACGUACAAUGAUAUUAGCUUCCACA